GGUAGCAAUCCACAGUCAUCACAGCUCAAGUGUGCUUCCCCCAAACACUUCAAUUCUCUUAAAAAAAAAUGGACAUUCGCCAUGGAUGCUUCUUCAACUUCUUGAAAAGCUCCAAGCCAUACUUAUUCAUGAUAUCACUACAAUUCGGGUAUGCCGGAAUGAAUAUCAUAACUAAGGUUUCCCUAAACCACGGUAUGAGUCACUAUGUUCUUGUUGUUUAUCGUCAUGCCAUUGCAACCGCUGUCAUCGCCCCUUUCGCCAUCUUCCUUGAAAGGAAAGGAAGGCCAAAGAUCACAUUCAAGACUUUCUCCCAAAUCUUUAUUCUUGGACUACUUGGGCCUGUGAUCGAUCAAAAUUUCUACUAUGCGGGUCUCAAGUAUACAUCUCCAACUUUCGCUUGUGCGAUGAGCAACAUGCUCCCCGCCAUGACGUUUAUUUUGGCGGUUAUUUUCAGGAUGGAGAAAAUAAGCUUAAAGAAGAUGAUAUACCAAGUAAAGGUGGCAGGAACAGCUGUAACAGUGGCUGGGGCUAUGUUAAUGACCUUAUACAAAGGCCCCAUUGUGGAAUUGUUCUGGUCCAAACAUGCCCAUGGAAAUGGCAGUGGAAGUGAAGCAGGAACAUCAAAUGAUAAAGACUGGCUUAAGGGUUCCAUUCUUCUAAUCAUUGCCACCUUUGCUUGGGCUUCCCUUUUCAUCCUUCAGAAGGCAGCUUUGAAGACAUAUGAGAUACAUCAACUUACACUAACAACUUUAGUAUGCUUCAUGGGCACACUUCAGGCUAUUGCUGUCACCUUUGUUAUGGAGCACAAAAUCUCUGUUUGGUCAAUUGGAUGGGACAUGAACCUUCUUGCUGCUGUCUAUGCGGGUGUUGUGUCAUCGAGCAUCUCCUACUAUGUACAAGGGCUAGUGAUGAAAGAAAAAGGACCAGUUUUUGCAACUGCUUUCAGCCCUCUAAUGAUGAUUGUUGUAGCUAUCAUGGGUUCACUCAUCUUGGCUGAAAAGAUUUACCUUGGAGGUGUGGUUGGGUCAAUUUUGAUUGUUAUUGGACUGUAUGCUGUGUUGUGGGGAAAGUACAAGGAAGGAAAAGAAUCCAAAGAAGUUCAGAAAACAACAGGAAACAUUCUUGGCUGCCAUGAGACAAAGGUAGUAGACAUUGAAGAAGGUGGAAAUGGAGCACUUGAAUUGCAGAAAGAAGAUGUUGAUAAGAAACAGAAGCUUCCCUCAUGAUUCAACCAAGAGGUUUAAUUUCUCUCAUGUUUCAAAAAAAAUGUAUGUUGUCUAGUAAAAGAAAAGGAAAAAAACCUUUUUCUUUGUGUUUGUUUUGUGUACUUCACUCAUUGUACCUUGUUUCUUUUCUGUUUGUAUAAAUUAUCAUAAAGAUAUGUUAUGAGGAUCAAUGAGAGGUACAAGUAUUAUGAGAAUAAUUAACA
Molecule: messenger RNA, 1429 nt
Organism: Impatiens glandulifera
Lineage: Eukaryota; Viridiplantae; Streptophyta; Magnoliopsida; Ericales; Balsaminaceae
Product: WAT1-related protein At5g07050-like
Exons: 7
Coding region: 69-1226 (385 amino acids)
Cellular component (GO): plasma membrane
Molecular function (GO): transmembrane transporter activity
Source: RefSeq, a predicted model, not a curated record